Dentiscutata heterogama is the source of this 372-nucleotide messenger RNA. The record is from the annotation of a GenBank genome assembly. Lineage: Eukaryota; Fungi; Glomeromycota; Glomeromycetes; Diversisporales; Gigasporaceae.
CAAUGUGGCCGGCAUAUGUGAUUUGACUGAUUUGCUCACAAACAUUUUUUGGACUCCAGAUGUUAAGGAUGUUAAGCUCGUCAUUAAUUAUGACUUUCCGACUAAUGUUGAGGAUUAUGUUCAUCGUAUUGGGAGAACAGGGCGUGGUGGUGCCAAAGGCGCUGCUAUAACGUUUUUCACAAUGGAAAAUGCCAAACAGGCUAAAGAUUUAGUGAACAUAUUACGUGAAGCCAAUCAGGAGGUUGAUCCAAAACUUUUAGAAUUUAUGAAGAUCGCUUCUGCGAGUACUACUGCAGGUCGCUCAAGAUAUAAUAAUGGUGGUGGCGGCGGUGGACGCGGAUAUAAUUCUGGAGUUAGUAGUCGUUCUCGGUG